Messenger RNA from Ciona intestinalis (vase tunicate), 1316 nucleotides. NCBI's taxonomy places the organism in Eukaryota, Metazoa, Chordata, Ascidiacea, Phlebobranchia, Cionidae. The record is from RefSeq and is a predicted model, not a curated record.
GCAACACGUUGGAGUAUAUUAGUGUAAAUAAGAAUGUAAAACUGUUGCAAUAAUUCUGUGUAAAGGGAAAAUGAACACUACCGCCAUCUUGCCAGGAGCUGCAAAUAGCACACAGACAGUAUUUAACCGGUUAGAAGCUUGUCUGCUGACAGUUUCAUGCGAACAUGACGAUCUGAGUAUAUCUGCUGUUAUCGUGGCUUUCGCCGUACUGGCACUCUUGGAAAACUGCGCUUUAGCUGCUGCAAUCUUAACAUGGAAGCUCGGACAUGCUUGCAAGAUGUUUUGGUUUCUGUGGCAUCUUUCCGUAGCAGACGGAAUGCUAGCAGUGACUUUUGUGUUUUUUCACACGAUGGUAAUCUUGUCGUGCCCCAACCAUUUCAGCUGCCAAAGUAACAGCUCCGUACAGUCCACCGUGGUUUUCGUCAUGUUCUUCGCUAAUAUUUUAUCCUCACACUUAUUCGUGCUGGCUGCGACACUGGAUAGAUUUAUUGCCAUCAAACAUCCAUUACGCUACUCCGAACUUAUGACAAGCCGAAGAGUGAGAAUCGUAUCUUUGAUAAUCUGGGUUGUAUCUUUCCUGAUACCGAUCGGUGGCGGUUUAGGUUUAAAUUUUGGAAACAGCUCGAUCGCUUACUCGGUGACCACAUUAACAGCGGCCGUCAUAUCACUAACGGCAGCAGUAGUUGUCAUCGCACUUAAUAUUUGGAUGGUCAAGUUCGCUAUUUCGAUAAUUAUGUCAAUGCAAACUCCGCCACCUUCGACACAACACCAGCCAUCCAGACCCAGCAUCGUACCAAACAUCGGUAUUAUUAAUGAAAGCUUGAAACCUGCCACAACCCUUGCCUUGUUCGUUGUUUCCUUCAUUGUGAGUUGCGCACCAUGGUCGGUGGCGUUAAUCGUAUGCGAAGAGGUAAAGAAAUGUACAAUCAAGCAACACCAAGACUACACAUUGGUGUUGGUUCUAUUCCACGCCAUAGUCAUUCCUUUUAUAUAUGGAUUCCGGGUAGAAGAAAUUCGACACAGAGUGAUCAUUUUCUGGAAGAGGGUGUUCGAUCGAGCGCCUCACCCGGCAGGUGUUUAUAGAUAGUAUUUGUCGGAAGGUGGCGCCAAAGGUUGAGUGACGAUUUUCGAUAAAAGGCUCAAUAGGUGUCAGGUUUUCGAUGCAGAGUGUAACUCCUAUUCGACAUGCAAGAUUUUCGUUGCACUGUGAGGAUAAAGUUCGUUGGUGGCUUGUAUUUUAAAUACGAUCAUUCGUCGCUGAUAUUUUGUUCCAUUUUAUCGCUUGUUUGUGUGAAUAAAACUGCUUUAUCCAUUUU